This is a messenger RNA of Otolemur garnettii (small-eared galago), 2079 nucleotides long. It is a transcript of the gene EIF2D, whose product is annotated as eukaryotic translation initiation factor 2D. NCBI's taxonomy places the organism in Eukaryota, Metazoa, Chordata, Mammalia, Primates, Galagidae. The record is from RefSeq and is a predicted model, not a curated record. The transcript has 15 exons. The coding region runs from base 197 to 1954 and encodes 585 amino acids. Gene Ontology annotation, molecular function: translation initiation factor activity; RNA binding. Gene Ontology annotation, biological process: translational initiation; formation of translation preinitiation complex.
AGGGGCGGCCGCGGCCUCCGUAGCGGCAACAGACAAGAAGCUGCGCGGCCCGGGUUUCCAGCCGGGCCGUUUUCUCCGACGGGCCCCAGCAUGGCUGCCCCCAGGGCUGCGGGCCGGAUGGCUGCUGCACUUUGGCUUUCCUGACAUCCCCUGGCUUCUGUGCUCUCCUUGCCUUCCCCGGGCCAUCCCAGCAGACAUGUUUGCCAAGGCCUUUCGGGUCAAGUCCAACACGGCCAUCAAGGGGUCGGACAGGAGAAAGCUUCGAGCUGAUGUGACAGCUGCUUUCCCCACCCUUGGAACUGAUCAGGUUUCUGAGUUAGUACCUGGAAAGGAAGAACUCAACAUUCUGAAGUUGUAUGCUCACAAAGGAGAUGCAGUGACCGUGUACAUGAGUGGUGGUAACCCCAUCUUAUUUGAACUGGAGAAAAAUCUGUAUCCAACAGUAUACACGCUGUGGUCCUAUCCUGAUCUUCUACCAACCUUUACAACAUGGCCUCUGGUACUCGAAAAACUGGUAGGGGGAGCAGAUUUGAUGCUGCCAGGACUAUUUGUACCCCCUGCUGGUCUGCCACAGGUACAGAAAGGGGACCUCUGUGCCAUUGCCUUGGUGGGGAACAGAGCCCCAGUAGCAAUUGGAGUUGCUACCAUGUCCACAGCUGAGAUGCUGACUUCAGGCCUGAAGGGAAGGGGCUUCUCUGUGCUCCACACUUACCAGGACCAUUUGUGGCGGUCUGGAGACAAGUCCUCUCCACCUUCCAUCGCUCCACGGGCCCAGGAUCCCACAGAUCUCAGUGAAGAGAAGGGGUCUAUCCAGGUGAAUCCCACCCUGCAGGAAGACAUGGGGCACCUGACCCUGGAGGGAGAGGAGGAGGCGAAUGGGGAGGUCCAUCAGGUGUGUGGGGAGAGGCCCCUCUCAGAAGCCUCAGAAGACACCAGUACUGGAGGCCUGAAUCAUGGCUCCACAGACAGCAAAACCCUUCAAGAGCAAAUGGAUGAAUUAUUACAGCGAUGUUUCUUGCAUGCUUUGAAGUGCCGAGUCAAAAAGGCUGACCUCCCUUUGCUGACCAGCACGUUCCUCGGCAGCCACAUGUUCUCCUGCUGCCCUGAAGGACGACAAUUGGACAUAAAGAAGUCAAGCUACAAAAAGCUCUCUAAGUUCCUGCAGCAAAUGCAGCAGGAGCAGAUUAUACAGGUGAAGGAGCUGAGCAAAGGGGUGGAGAGCAUUGUGGCUGUGGACUGGAGACACCCAAGGAUCACAUCUUUCGUCAUGCCCGAGCCCUCCCCGACCUCUCAGACUAUCCAGGAGGGUAGCAGGGAACAGCCCUAUCACCCUCCAGAUAUAAAAUCCCUCUACUGUGUCCCAGCCAGCAUGACCCUGCUCUUCCAGGAGUCUGGCCACAAGAAGGGGAGCAUUCUGGAGGGCAGCGAGGUCCGAACCAUCGUCAUUAACUAUGCCAAGAAAAACGACCUGGUUGAUGGAAACAACAAAAACCUCGUAAAGUUGGAUCCCAUCCUAUGUGACUGCAUCUUAGAGAAAAAUGAACAGCGCACAGUCAUGAAGCUUCCAUGGGACAGUCUCCUGACCAGAUGUUUGGAAAAAUUACAACCUGCCUAUCAAGUGAUCUUUCCCGGACAAGAGCCCAUUGUGAAGAAAGGGAAAAUCUAUCCAAUUGACAUCACCCUAGCACAGAGAGCUUCUAAUAAAAAGGUGACUGUGGUCCGGAACUUGGAGACCUAUGGUCUAGAUCCAUGCUCAGUGGCUGCCAUCCUCCAGCAGCGAUGCCAGGCUAGCACCACCGUCACUCCUGCCCCUGGGGCCAAGGACAGCCUGCAGGUGCAGAUCCAGGGAAACCAGAUCCACCACCUCAACUGGCUAUUGCGUGAAGAAUAUCAGAUCCCUCGAAAAUACAUCCAAGGCCUAGAGAAGGCCCCCAAACCUGGCAAGAAGAAGUGACUUUGUUUCAUGUAGCAGAUCAAGUGGAAAUCCAACCUUUGGGCUGGUAAUUUUUAUGAACAUUUUCAACUUUUGCAAAUACAAAAUAUAAUUCUUUACCAAAAUAAAUUUUUAUUCUAAUCUAA